AUGCAAUAAAAACUUUCUAGAGCAUAGCUUGUUUCUCAUUAUCGUUAGAAGCCUCUUGAAUAAAUGGCUGAAAGCUUUAAAGCAUUAUGUUAAUAAUACCCAUAAGCUUUUAAAGCUUUAAGCUAAAAUCCAUAUUAGGCUCGUCCUAUACGUGGGUUCAAUUAAGGUUUGUUUAGUUAAUCAAUUUAGAAAUUCUUGUUUAUUCAAGUAAUUGUGCUACUCCUCUUAAAACAGCAGGUGUAUAUUAAAGUGGUGGAGGUGAUUUAUUUAGAUUUGAUGAAUAAUAAAUUCUCACUCCUUAACCAAAACAAUCAAAUACAUUUGAUUGGAGUUAACAAUAAUUAUAAAGCAUUAAGAAAGAAAUAGUAUUUAGUAAGAGUAUUCCUGGAUAAGCUAAUCACUUACUUUCAAAAAUAUGGUAUUAUGUAGAUGAUUACUUAAAAGUUUAGGGUAUUCUUAAUUAUUUAUUUUAGGACCUUUUAGUUCAAUUUAAAUGGAUAAUUGGUAUCUAAAAGGAUAUUUUGAUGAUAUUUUAAGAAUAGGAUUUAAACCUGAAGAUUCAGAAUGUUUUAUUAGAAUUUAUUAAUUGAAAACUUAAAAAUAAUCCAAAAAAGUUCUGAAACUCCUAAGAAGAGAAUCUUGUCCUCCUAUUUUAACUGCUUCAUAAGAUACUUCUAUUUAAGUAAAAUAGACAGUCUAAUAAUAAUAAUAAUAACAAUAACAAUAACAAUAAUAAUAAUAAUUAUAAAAACAAGAUUUACAAUAACAAAUUUAAAUACAAAAUUAAGAUAAUGCUCCUACUAUAAGAGUACCUACUUUGAGAAAAAAAAAAUGA
Messenger RNA from Paramecium sonneborni, 835 nucleotides. NCBI's taxonomy places the organism in Eukaryota, Ciliophora, Oligohymenophorea, Peniculida, Parameciidae. The record is from the annotation of a GenBank genome assembly.